GUGCAUAGUGUCGUUGGUUCUCAUAAUCCAUUUAGAAAUGUCAUUUGAGAAAGUGAAUUUUUCUUUGGAUUCCACGUCAUAUUUUCUAAAUUAUUUCACAAAUUACAGUUUCAAGUGCUCAAAAGUUAUCAUUCUCCUUAAUUUGCGUUAACUCGUUUCUGCGACCAAUGUCAUUCGAACGGUAGCGUUUGUCGAAACAAUAGUGGACAAAUUGCCCUAGGUCAAAACAAUCUCUGCACUUCGCUAGCCUUUCGUAUGUUUUGAUUAGUGAAGUCGAUUAUGAGAUGCAAUCUAGAGCUAGGCGUCGAUUUGGUCCAGUGGAAGUAAAUGAUUCACUCUCUGGAGUUGCUAUAGGAGACACAAAUAAUAUUACUGAACAGCAAACUGAAGAGUACCAGGAAAAAUCGAAAUAUCGUGAAACUAGCUGGCUACCUUCUAUUCCACAGAAAAUUCUAUCUAGUGUCAUAAGUUCCAGAUCUUUAGAGAAGGAUUAUUCUGGUCAGACUACGCAGACCAUCCCAAUUGUUGGUGGAAGAGGAACUUUUCUUUUUGAAGACGAAGAUAAAGAAAACGAACCAGAAUUCAUCAUGACGGCUAGGGAUCGAUCGACAGAGUUUGCGAAUGCGAUACGAUCGCUUCAAGGCAGAAACAUACAACGGGCAGUCAAUGUACGGGACCCCCGAAAAGCUAAACAACUGCAAAGUUAUUCGGAGUUUAUGAUGAUUGCUAAGCACAUUGGGAAGAACAUUGCUAGCACUUAUACAAAACUGGAGAAAUUAACGUUGUUGGCAAAGCGAAAAACCUUGUUUGAUGACCGACCAGCGGAAAUACAAGAGCUAACCUACAUUAUCAAAGGCGAUCUAAAUUCAUUAAAUCAACAAAUCGCUCGUCUACAGGAUGUUUCCAAGUCACAACGGAAAUCCACAACUGGAAAGCAUCUCCUAUCACAUUCCUCCAAUAUGGUAGUUGCCUUGCAAGCCAAGCUGGCCAAUAUGAGCUCAGAUUUUAAACAGGUUCUAGAGGUGCGCACGGAAAAUCUCAAACAGCAGAAAACUCGUCGCGAUCAGUUCAGUCAAGGGCCCAUUUCCAGUAGUUUGCCGCCGUCGACAAUGCGUGGUUCUACGCAAGGUAGUCUUCUCUUGCAAGAACAGCAAGAUCAGAUCAGCAUUGACAUGAACACGUCCGAAGGGUCAGAGCGAGUUCCACUUCUUCAGCAUCAACAACAGAAACAGUUAGUACUGUAUGAUGAAUCCGAUAGCUAUGUUCAAGAAAGAGCCGAAACAAUGCAAAACAUUGAAAGCACGAUUGUUGAACUCGGUGGUAUAUUCCAACAACUUGCUCAUAUGGUUAAGGAACAAGAGGAAAUGGUUGAACGCAUCGACACAAAUCUACAGGAUGUGGAGUUGAACGUAGAAGCGGCACAUGGUGAAAUUUUGAAAUACUUCCAAUCGGUGACUAAGAACCGCUGGUUAAUGAUCAAGAUCUUCGGCAUAUUAAUAUUGUUCUUUAUAUUUUUCGUUAUCUUUUUGGCAUAAGCUGGCAACUUGUGACCAAAACGUAUCUAAUUUUGUGUACACUACGAUCAGCGGAAGUGUUACUUGGUUGUUAAGUUGAUGUAAAUAUCCAAACCAAUUUAUCAAAGAAGCUUAUAAAUAAAUGAUUAUUUUAUCCAGUUUUU
Molecule: messenger RNA, 1678 nt
Organism: Topomyia yanbarensis
Lineage: Eukaryota; Metazoa; Arthropoda; Insecta; Diptera; Culicidae
Gene: Syx5
Product: syntaxin-5
Exons: 3
Coding region: 285-1535 (416 amino acids)
Biological process (GO): intracellular protein transport; endoplasmic reticulum to Golgi vesicle-mediated transport; vesicle fusion
Cellular component (GO): endomembrane system; Golgi membrane; SNARE complex
Molecular function (GO): SNARE binding; SNAP receptor activity
Source: RefSeq, a predicted model, not a curated record